Molecule: messenger RNA, 1529 nt
Organism: Sinocyclocheilus anshuiensis
Lineage: Eukaryota; Metazoa; Chordata; Actinopteri; Cypriniformes; Cyprinidae
Product: 26S protease regulatory subunit 8-like
Exons: 13
Coding region: 63-1439 (458 amino acids)
Molecular function (GO): ATP binding; ATP hydrolysis activity
Source: RefSeq, a predicted model, not a curated record
GCAGUGCAUUAUGUCUGAGGAAAACAAAUCGGAAAUAACGCCGCUGACGGACGGAAGUUUGCAUGUUCAAGAUGGCGCUGGACGGGAUCGAGCAAAUGGAUAUUGAGGACAGUAAAGGAGGCACUGGUCUCCGACAGUAUUACCUGUCUAAAAUUGAGGAGCUUCAGUUGACAGUGAAUGAUAAAAGCCAAAAUCUCAGACGUCUGCAGGCUCAAAGGAACGAGUUAAAUGCCAAGGUGCGCCUCCUGCGUGAAGAGCUUCAGUUGCUGCAGGAGCAGGGGUCUUAUGUAGGAGAGGUGGUGAGAGCCAUGGACAAGAAGAAAGUGCUGGUCAAGGUGCAUCCUGAAGGAAAGUUUGUAGUGGAUGUGGAUAAGAACAUUGAUAUAAAUGAUGUAACUCCCAAUUGCCGUGUAGCACUUCGAAAUGACAGUUACACACUUCACAAAAUCCUGCCAAACAAAGUUGACCCGCUCGUCUCACUGAUGAUGGUGGAAAAAGUGCCAGAUUCAACGUACGAGAUGAUUGGAGGGCUGGACAAACAGAUCAAAGAGAUCAAGGAAGUGAUUGAGCUUCCAGUUAAGCACCCAGAAUUGUUUGAGGCUCUAGGAAUUGCGCAGCCUAAGGGUGUGCUGCUGUAUGGACCACCUGGAACUGGAAAGACCCUGUUAGCCAGAGCUGUGGCCCAUCACACCGACUGCACCUUCAUCAGGGUGUCUGGAUCAGAGCUGGUGCAGAAAUUCAUAGGAGAAGGAGCUCGUAUGGUGCGUGAGCUGUUCGUCAUGGCCAGGGAACAUGCGCCCUCCAUCAUCUUCAUGGAUGAGAUCGACUCCAUCGGCUCGUCUCGGCUGGAGGGUGGAUCAGGAGGAGACAGUGAGGUGCAGAGAACUAUGCUGGAGCUCCUCAACCAGCUGGAUGGGUUUGAGGCCACCAAGAACAUCAAGGUUAUCAUGGCAACAAACCGUAUUGACAUUCUAGACUCUGCACUUCUUCGACCAGGCCGCAUUGACAGGAAGAUUGAAUUUCCCCCUCCCAAUGAAGAGGCUCGUUUGGAUAUUCUGAAGAUCCACUCCCGUAAGAUGAACCUGACGCGUGGUAUUAACCUGCGCAAGAUUGCCGAGCUGAUGCCAGGACUUCUUCGACCAGGCCGCAUUGACAGGAAGAUUGAAUUUCCCCCUCCCAAUGAAGAGGCUCGUUUGGAUAUUCUGAAGAUCCACUCCCGUAAGAUGAACCUGACGCGUGGUAUUAACCUGCGCAAGAUUGCCGAGCUGAUGCCAGGAGCGUCUGGUGCUGAGGUCAAGGGUGUCUGCACAGAGGCAGGGAUGUAUGCUCUGAGAGAGAGGCGAGUCCACGUUACCCAAGAAGAUUUUGAAAUGGCAGUAGCAAAGGUGAUGCAGAAAGACAGUGAGAAAAACAUGUCCAUCAAGAAGCUCUGGAAGUAAACAUUAGACAAUGUAAUGUGCACUUUUUUUGUGACUUUAAGUUGCUUCGUCACCCAAAUGUAUUCAAAAUAAAUUGUUUCUCACUUAGCA